Prosopis cineraria is the source of this 915-nucleotide messenger RNA. Its product is annotated as probable peroxygenase 5. Gene Ontology annotation, molecular function: monooxygenase activity; calcium ion binding. The coding region runs from base 117 to 710 and encodes 197 amino acids. The transcript has 5 exons. Lineage: Eukaryota; Viridiplantae; Streptophyta; Magnoliopsida; Fabales; Fabaceae. The record is from RefSeq and is a predicted model, not a curated record.
GUUACUGGUGUGUGUGUGUGUGUAUAUAUAUAUGAACAUCAAACAAAGUGUCAAUCCAGUUAAUACUCAAUACUCUUGAUCUCUCUGUCUGAUCUGUUUGGCAGCUCACUGAGUCCAUGGCUUCCUCGUCUUCCUUGUUAACCAGCAACAAAAAUGGAGGAGUUAGCGGUGAGGAUCAAAGCGUUUUGCAGAAGCACGUUUCGUUCUUUGACAGGAACAAAGACGGUGUUAUUUACCCCUGGGAGACUUUCCAAGGGUUUCGUGCAAUUGGAUCUGGAGUCUUCCUCUCCAUUGCAAGUGUUGCUUUCAUCCACUUUAGCCUCAGUUUCAAAACCCGUCCUGGAAAAUUUCCUUCUCCACUGCUUCCCAUUGAAGUUAACAACAUCAAACUAGGCAAACAUGGUAGUGACACUGGAGUCUAUGAUAAAGAAGGAAGGUUUAUUCCUUCAAAAUUUGAAGAAAUAUUCAGCAAGCAUGCACAUACAUAUCCAGAUGCUUUAACGGCUGAUGAAUUGAAGGAAAUGCUGAAAGAAAAUCGAGCUUCUAGAGAUUACCAAGGAUGGGUGGCGAGUGAGGCAGAAUGGAAUAUAUUAUACAAAUUUGGGAAAGACAAGGAUGGUUUGCUGGAGAAAGACACGGUUCGAGCUGUUUAUGAUGGAAGCCUCUUUCACCUCCUGGAAAAGCAACACAACGCUCAGAAGAAGAAUUGAUUCAUGUAUUCAUCACAAUUGAAUCGAGCACUAAUUAAAUAUGUCCUGUACAAGUGUCCUGAUGAUAUAUCCACAUUUCAUUUCCCACACAAUUCGUUGUUUAUCUGUAUCUUUAUUAUUGAAUUUAUAUAUCUAAACUUGUAUUUUACUCCUAUAUAUGUAUGUACGAUGUUUGUUUGCAAAUUAGUUAUUAUUUUUGUUAUAA